This is a messenger RNA of Struthio camelus australis, 1550 nucleotides long. The record is from RefSeq and is a predicted model, not a curated record. Lineage: Eukaryota; Metazoa; Chordata; Aves; Struthioniformes; Struthionidae.
AUGGAGAGGUGCCUGUGUCCCAUCCUGGAAACACCAGCGGCAGAUGGUGAAUCCCGUGCACUGACCGCGUAUUGCUUGCAUUUUCAGGCAUUUAUUUGGCACUCACAAAGCUUUUCUAUUUUCUCUUGCAGAUGUGUUGGACAGCGAUGCCUGUUGGCUCGGCUUGGCCCCAGCCUUUCUGCACGACAUGUUGUCCCCAUGGGAACAACAGCGAAGGAGGAGAUGGCCCGCUUUUGGGAUAAGAACACCAAGUCCAAUCGCCCCUUGUCCCCUCACAUCACAAUUUACAAGUGGUCUCUGCCCAUGGCGAUGUCCAUCACGCAUCGGGGCACCGGUGUUGCGCUGAGUGUAGGAGUCUCCCUCUUCGGUCUGGCUGCCCUGGUUCUCCCAGAGCAGUUUCCCCACUACCUGGCAAUGGUGAAGUCGCUCAGCCUGGGGCCUGCUCUCAUCUACUCUGCUAAGUUUGCUCUGGCUUUCCCCCUCUCCUACCACACCUGGAAUGGAAUCCGACACCUUGCGUGGGACCUGGGGAAGGGGUUCAAGAUCUCCGAAGUCAACCAGUCCGGCGUGCUGGUCCUUGUCCUGACCCUGCUCUCCUCUGCUGGCCUUGCGGCAAUGUGAAGGCAUCUCCCGGUUGAUGGCCUCCCUUUUCUGGAAGAUCUGGUCUGUCUGUCCUGGCUUUCCUCAGGAUGUGGAGAGUGAGGCAGGAGGGCAGACUCCUGAAUAACUAUAAAUCUUAGGGGAAGGUGGCACUUCCCCUCCUUGCAAAUUUUGUGGAUGAUCAGAGUUGCUUAUCGUUAGCCUGGACGACGUGCUUUGCCCAGCUAGCCCAGGACUGCCUUUUUGAUAGUGGGGGGACAGGCCAGGAUGUCUCCUCAAGUACCAAAUACCUGAAUAGCCACAGAGAGCUGGGCACAAGUUAACAGCUGAUUUCCAGCACAUUCAAGCACUUGCAGAAAACUGCCUAACUCAGUACUCUUUUUCAGACAAACCCCGAUGCAUUUUUUUUUUCUCCCUGCUCUAUCCCAAAGCUUGAGACAAUGCUGAUUCUGUGUCCCCUCAGGUCCGAGUGGGCUCAGGGAAGGAGAUGCCAGUGCUGCUGGUAGUGUGUGUGUAGGCCUGGUGCAAGACAACCAUCUCCAUUGAGGCACCCUGUUCUAGGGGAGGGAGAGCAGAUGGAGCUGCCAACGCCAGCGCCCGUGAGGGGAAUGGGUAAUUGGUGCCAUCCAGGGUGUUAACACCAGCCGUGCAACCCUGGGCUUUCCAAGGCUGGCAGCAGCGAGCAGGGGCGGGCUGGGCAGUUGUGCUCAGCCCUGGAGAUGUUCAGUCCUGACUCCUUGUCACUGAAAAGGUGAUGAUUCAGCAAACUUAGGGGCUCUCGAGCCCCUGCCAGUGAAAACAUCCUGUUUUCCCCUGUAUUCUCCUGCCUCUGAAAUGACUGGGAGUGAUGUGGUUUUCCUGUUGUGCAUUGUCACCAGCUCUCAUGUCAGUGCUUCUUUGUAACUCGUCCACCAUUGCAAUAAAGCAGCCUUGAUCUUUUGCACAUGCUA